Messenger RNA from Ceratina calcarata, 2840 nucleotides. RefSeq names its product Spitting Image (gene Spt). Gene Ontology annotation, biological process: cell-cell adhesion; cell migration; cellularization. The transcript is spliced from 12 exons. NCBI's taxonomy places the organism in Eukaryota, Metazoa, Arthropoda, Insecta, Hymenoptera, Apidae. The coding region runs from base 1 to 2556 and encodes 851 amino acids. The record is from RefSeq and is a predicted model, not a curated record. Gene Ontology annotation, cellular component: adherens junction; catenin complex; cytoplasm. Gene Ontology annotation, molecular function: beta-catenin binding; actin filament binding.
AUGCCAGUAAAAACAAAACAAAUAAAAGGAAUAUUGACACCAAUAGAAGUACAAGUAAAUAAAUUGAAGGAACUAAUAAAUAGUAACCCUGUCCCUGCUAAUGGCUCCUCGUCGAGAAAGUCUGCUCUCUUCGAGCAAUUGGAAUCUGUGGGAGAACAAUUUGAAACUCUGUCAAAGGAAGACGUUAACGAUUAUGAGGAGAUGGAAUCAAGGAUUACCAGUAUCGUGGAAGAAUUGUGUUCACUCGAUUACGUGAACCAGUCUACCGAAAGCACAGAUAAACAGGUGGCAAAUGAUAUUUUGUCCACCGUCUUAGAUAAAUUUAAAUUAGCUCUGGAAGCUUUAGAAAGAUUACAAUGUUUGCCAUUGAAACAGAGAUUAACAGACUGCCUGGACUACAUCAAAGAAAUGGGUCAGGCCAAUGAAAUUGAACAUUUUCAGAAUAUUAAGGAAUUGGGCACUUCCAUUUUAGAAUUGCUAGGACCUUUACAAAUAUAUGGGAAGAGCUUGGUGAGCGAAACUCUGUCUGAGAAAGUGAUAUUGUACUUGUGCCAACUGUGUGUCGCAUUUAAAUUGCUGGUACAGCUGGUCCAAGAACAGCACAGAUUGAAUGCACCGAUCUAUAACCGAAAGAAAUACGUUUGCGAGAGGCUUUGCUUAUGCUUAAGAAUGAUAAUAGAGAUAAUGGACGCAUCAGCUCCGUUACCAGAGGACGAAACUUCUGAACGAGAGAAUCAUUUUGUUUACAGGAUGGACUUGGUUUUAGAUCUCUUAACGGAGAUGCCGAACAAAUCGCAGCAAGAUCAAGUACAGGAUUGUAAAGAAUUAUGGUAUCGAAUAGAGGACGUGUUCUCCUGCGCAAUGGCUAUCGCACAAGUCUGCAAGCCAUGUAACUUCAAAGCCAUAACUGGAACUUGCCAAUCUAUCAUAUCGGAAUACGAGAAUUUGAAAUACCAACUGACUUCCGAAUCGACGGAUACGGCAUUGAACAAUUUAUUCAUGAACAGUUUGAGCGACGCGCUGUACCGGCUGGAACGUAAAAUUAAUGUAUCCGUAUUGAAUCUCGUGAUGGACGUUUUCAGCGAUCCCUUUCAUGCAUUAAAAAAACUUGUCACGAUUUGCGGCAACUCGUUGACCGCCGAUAAACGAUCGAAGAGCGAUUUAUCAAGCGCGAUAGAAGAUUUCGAUCAAGUUAUAGACAAGUCUAUGCAAAUCGGCUUGUUCGCGAUUGCUUCUUGUAAAGAUAAAAAUCGAAUCAACCAAAUACGAAAUUGUUUAGCGAGCCUCGAAUCGUUAGAGACCGAACUGAUUUCCGGUAUCACUACGUUUUACUUGCAUCCGGAUAGUAAGGAAAUGCGGGCGAACGUGAAGCUAUUGACCGCCCAGUGGCAAGUGGAGAUCAACAGACUACAGGAUGCGAUCAAUUUAGUUAUGGAUUCGGCGGCUUACUGCGAGGUGGUUCUAGACGAUCUCCAGGAGCGAAUUUUAGUGAUGUUCGACUGUUUGGAUAAUCGAAAACCUGUCACUCAAACGCAAGUACAGAGCGUAGUUCUCAGAUCUCUGUCCCUCUCUCGUCAAAUCAGCAUCACCAUCGACGAUAUCGGUAGCGAUAUCGUCGAGAGACAAACGUUAAUGAUGCUCAGAGAACUGAAAGCUGCCAUAUUCGAAGCUGACGCUGCUUCGAAGAGUCUCUUAACGGAGAACGCUACGGAACCGCAGCAGUUGCGAGUGAUUAAACGGUGCGAACUUAUAUUGAAUGUAGUGCAACGGCUACAUCCUGCUUUGGUUGCUAUCAUGAAUAAUACGACUUUAAUGAGUACGAGUUAUGGGAAGAACAGCAAGGGACAGGGCGAUGCUAUUCACGACGUGACCAAUAGAUUGGCAUCGACAAUUUACAAACCGCUGAACGAUCAUCAGAAGCCUUUAACAUACAUAAGAACUCCUUACACAGUGAGCAUUUGUAAAUCACCCUUAUCUAUACAAACUGCGAACAGCGCAUCUAGGACGGAACCGAAUUUGUCCUGUCUGAUUCCUUACAUUAAAAAGGGACGCGAAAUGCGCACGGAACGAUCUAUUAUGUAUAAAACGCCACAUAAGGGCGAUUGCCCAGAUCAGUCGGAGAUCGAUCGACCGACUAGAUUGAAAAACCGAAAUUUAACUACCAUCAGGCAACAUCUCUUUAGUAGAGACAGUAUCAAUUCGCAGAAUGAUAUCUGCCUCUCAGAAGAAACUAUAAACUUAACAAGCAUCCUAGAAAGGUUCGUCACCUCCUGUUCGACGUCGUCCACGACUUUCUCGAAAUCUCAUCACGUGGAGAAGCCGCAGUCCGACGCGAUGGUUGACGGAUCGGAUAAGAAGUCUGUUAAACGUUUAACGGACUCAUUGGUGGAAUGCAUCGAAAUGCAGCCCGAGGUGGCAACCGGUAAAAUGGAUCAAUGUUCGACGAUCGGCGGCGGAGACGGGCCUUCGGUCGUCGACGUGUCGAAAGUUUACGACGAUGCUCAACGAUUGAACAACAGCACCGAAUUGACGCAAGAGCGAUUGUUCAGAGAUUAAGCACAGUAUCUACGAAUUCUGUGGGUCCUUGUUGUAAUACAUGUUUUCAUGCAGCGAUCAGGAAACGCGGAUGUUCGAUCGUUGCAGCAACAAGUAGUACAUUACGAUGGUUUUUUUUUUUUUUUAAAGAAGAAUAUUAUGUUUACGAACCGUUUUUACGCGUACGUACCCUGAGCGUGCGUCUGCGUGAAGAUUUACACUAUAUAUCCAUGUUCUAUUUCACUUUUGUUACACGCUUUAACAUUUGUAGAAUCUUCUUAAAUAAACCGAUGUUUCUAAGUCGA